AUGUCAGGCUGCGAGGCAGCUGGCGUGGCGUCGACCGCCGUGGCGACAGUCGCGAUGCCUUCGCGAGAGAAUGGCGACGACAUGGGCGAAGACCCGAAGCGCUUCGACUUCGGGUUCGCCUUCAACAACGCCGACUUUGCCGAUCGCAUCGUGCAGCUUCGGAUUUGUCCCGACGAAGCUACAACCCCCCGUCGCUCCAGCAGCAGCGGAAGCUUCGGCGCUGCUUCCGGCGGCUCCCCGUACUCGUUUGAUGGCCGAGGGGGAGGGAGAGGCGCGAGCGGCGAGUUGUCGUUUCUAGCUGCUGUGAAUAGUAAUCCCCAAGCCGUACCGCUGGCAGCAGGUUUGGGACCGGACCAAGCGGCAGCUCUGACAAGAGGCUCGGCAGGAGGAGGAGCUAGCCUCGGCAGCCGCCCUCACAGCCCCUUCACCACCACCAGCGGUGCUGCUGCUUGUGCCACCGCUGCUGCUGCUCCUGCUGCUGCUGCCGCUGCUUCUGCUGCUGCUGCUGCUGCUUCUGCAGCUGCUGGUGGUGCUGGUGCAGGUGCGGUUGGCAGUGCUGCUAUUGCUGCUGCAGUGGUAGCAGCGGGGGUUGUGGGAGCAGCAACCAGAGCCCCCAGAUUCGGCAAUCUAGGAGCUUCAGGGCUUGCGCCUUUCGAGUCAAGCCAAAGGCCAGUAGGAGGGGCGGCGGUGGGGACAGGGACGUGUGGUGGAGUGGUGAAUUUGCAUUUGUCCUCGGUGGUGCUGGCAGCCAAGUCUGCCUUCUUCCGCACGCUCUUCACGUGUGGCUUUAAGGAGACCUGCCAGAACAACCCUGUCGUGCUCAAUGUCUCGCCAGAAGAGGAAGGCCCAGUGAUCGAUCUCCUUCGCUUCAUCUACACGGGCGACAUGGCGGAGGGCAGCAGCGACCCCGAGGACAUCAUCAAGAUGUAUCUAGUAGCCGAUAAGUUCGGCGUCGCCUCCUGCAUGAAGAUCUGCCUCGAGCGCCUCGUCAACCUCCCCAUGACCGUCCCCACCGCCUGCCUCUACCUCUCGCUCCCCGACUCCAUGCACUCGCAUAGAGGGGUCGCGCAGCUGCUGGAAGCUUCCCGGGGGUUUCUGGUGGCACAUUUUAGGGAUUUGGAGCGCGUGCACAAGGGGGACGAGUUUCUGGAGCUGCCGUUGGUGGGCGUGCAGACGCUGCUGGCGAGUGAUGAGCUGAACGUGCGGGACGAGUUGACAGCGUUUCAUGCAAUGGUGGAGUGGCUGAGACAUCAUCAUGAUGACCUGGACGACAGGAAGCGGGCAGCGGUGCGUCUAGCGGAGCACGUGCGCUUCCCUCUAAUGACAGGCGACGACCUCGAGGAUGUGGUGCUCAAGGCACCCGAGGUGGACAGCCCAGAGUGCCAGGCGCUGGUGAGGGAAGCAGCAUGGUUCCGGGCAUACAGCUUGGUGCGGCGGCUGAGGCUCAUGAACGAGACGGCUGCCACUCACAGGCGCUUCUGGCAGCGCCGGUGGAACCGCAACUCCGUGGGGCACGUGUACUUCGAUAUUCACCUGGAGAGGUUUCAGGCACUAGCAGUGGCAGCGACGGUGGAGUCUGCUACGUUUGGGAUCGGUGGGAAGCGGUUCUACCUGUCAGCGCGGCACGGGCGGCGUGAUGAUGGCACGGAGACACUUGACAUUCACCUGCACCUGGAGAACAGCCACAGCGUGCAGCCGGAGAUACAGGUGAGCUUCAUAUUCUAUGCCAAGAGGUGGCCGGAGGGCCAGUUUGACUACCUGCGGGACCGUGUGACCAAGGGGUUUGGGCGCAACGCGAGCAACUGGGGGUACAGCAACAUCCUGGGGCGGCCGUGGGCAGAUGUGGUGCAGGACGAGAGCAAGUACUUUAAGAACGGCGUCAUGUCCGUCUUUGCGGAGGUGCAAAUACUAGAAGACGCUGGUAGGGGGCCGGUGGUUGGGGGUUAA
Molecule: messenger RNA, 1947 nt
Organism: Closterium sp. Yama58-4
Lineage: Eukaryota; Viridiplantae; Streptophyta; Zygnematophyceae; Desmidiales; Closteriaceae
Source: the annotation of a GenBank genome assembly